AUGGCGUCGACGUUGAAAGAGAAGCCAGCUGCAUUGGACUCGGCUACAGCAGCUGAUGAAUCCCACGCGUCGAGUGCAGAGGUCGUGAUCAAUGCUUCAGGCCACGUGCAGGAGCUCGAACGCAACUUUGGGCUCCUCAGCAUCAUCGGUGUCGCAGUGGUGACCGGGAAUACGUGGGCUGCUCUUGCAGGAACCAUUACAGUGGCCAUCUACAAUGGCGGAGCGCCAGGUGUUAUCUUCGAGUUCAUUGUGGUAUCGGUCAUGUACUGGUUUAUUGGUGCUUCGAUCGCGGAGCUGUCUUCAGCCGUGCCCUCCGCAGGUGGUGUCUACCAUUGGGCGUCAUUGACCCCAGCGCCACGAUAUCAGCGCAUUUGUGGAUGGUUUGCUGGCUGGUGGAAUUUCCUCGGCUGGGUUUUCGGCGUGGCAUCCUUGUCCUCCGUGUUGGGCAACCAGCUGGUUUCGAUGUAUGGUUUGUUCCGUCCAGAGUUUGUUCCUCAAAAGUGGAAUGCCUUUGUGGCCUACAUCAUCAUGACAUGGCUUUGCUGCUUCUUCGUCCUCCUCGGAAACAAGGCCCUCCCAAUGUCGAAUAUUGUCGGCAUGGCUCUGAGUCUUGCUGGCGUCUUCAUCAGCAUCAUGGUGUGUGCUAUUAUGCCGUCCCAAACAGGAGCUGGAUAUGCCUCGUCGGACUUUGUCUGGAGUGAUUAUGAAAACGAGACGGGGAUUUCCAGCCCUGGGUUCGUCUUUUUGGCCGGCAUGCUCAACGGAGCUUUCGCCGUGGGGACGACUGAUUCCGUCACUCACAUGGCCGAGGAGAUCCCGAACCCUGGCCGCAACAUCCCUAAAGCAAUCUUCUUCCAAUGCGCGAUUGGGUUCUUCACAACACUCUGCUUUCUUAUAGCACUCUUCUACUCGGUCACCGACCUCGACGAGAUCUACGCCAGUGUUCUUCCGUUUCCCCUCGCAGAGUUCUACAGACAAGCAACCGGUAGUGCAGGGGGGGCGCUAGGUCUACUGAUUGUCAUCUUCUUACCCUGUGUCUCGUGCACAAUUGCCUGUUAUCUGACGUCUGGACGGAUCUACUGGGCCAUGGCUCGUGAUGAGGCCACGCCUUUCAGCAAUAUUUUCGGCAAGAUCAACCAUACGUGGCAUAACCCGUUCAACUCCACUGUUCUGGUUGGCGUGCUGUCGACCAUCUUGGGAUGUAUUCAAGUUGGCUCGACGACUGCCUUCAACGCCUUUGUCGGCUCCGCGGUGGUGCUGCUUACCGCGUCUUACGUCGCGGCCAUCUUGCCGCACCUGAUGACUCGUCGGUCACGACUGGUCCCCGUCAGUCAUUCUAUACAGUCAUUCGGACGAGUUGAGCUAACUAUUCAUCCCCCAGGCUGCGCGUAUAUCAUCGUGUUCAUCGUCAUCUUCUGUUAUCCGUACAGCAUGCCUGUUACAGCGCAAAACAUGAACUAUUCUUCUGUGCUUAUUGGGGGCUCAACCAUCUUCAUCGGGAUCUGGUAUGUCAUUCGUGGCAGGAGGGGGUACAGAGGACCUCAGGUAUUGGCGUCUAUGGCGUCUACUUGA
Messenger RNA from Capronia coronata CBS 617.96, 1572 nucleotides. RefSeq lists its product as uncharacterized. The transcript has 7 exons. Gene Ontology annotation, molecular function: transmembrane transporter activity. Gene Ontology annotation, biological process: amino acid transport; transmembrane transport. Lineage: Eukaryota; Fungi; Ascomycota; Eurotiomycetes; Chaetothyriales; Herpotrichiellaceae. The coding region runs from base 1 to 1572 and encodes 523 amino acids. The record is from RefSeq and is a predicted model, not a curated record. Gene Ontology annotation, cellular component: membrane.